CGCAACGUUCAGUGAAGCACAGACGCACAGUCUCUCUCCUCGGGUCUCUUUCGAAACAUUUGGUGGAGCCAAACAAAAAAUAAGCAGCCAUGGAUGCCAUCAAGAAGAAGAUGCAGAUGCUCAAGCUCGACAAGGAGAAUGCCUUGGACAGAGCUGAGGGAGCCGAGGGAGACAAGAAGGCAGCAGAGGACAAGAGCAAACAGCUCGAGGAUGACUUGGUAGCUCUGCAGAAGAAGCUGAAGGGAACAGAGGAUGAGUUGGACAAGUACUCUGAGUCUCUUAAGGAUGCCCAGGAGAAACUUGAGGUGGCUGAGAAGACAGCCACGGACGCUGAGGCCGAUGUCGCUUCCCUUAACAGACGUAUCCAGCUAGUUGAGGAGGAGUUGGAUCGUGCUCAGGAGCGUCUGGCAACUGCCCUGACCAAGCUGGAGGAGGCUGAGAAGGCGGCUGACGAGUCCGAGAGAGGCAUGAAGGUCAUUGAGAACAGGGCCUCCAAGGAUGAGGAGAAGAUGGAGCUGCAGGAUAUCCAGCUGAAGGAGGCCAAGCACAUCGCUGAGGAGGCUGACCGCAAAUACGAGGAGGUUGCCCGUAAGCUGGUCAUCAUUGAGAGUGAUCUGGAACGUACAGAAGAGCGCGCCGAGCUUUCAGAAGGCAAAUGCUCUGAGCUUGAGGAAGAGUUGAAAACUGUGACCAACAACCUGAAGUCACUGGAGGCCCAGGCUGAGAAGUACUCACAGAAGGAGGACAAGUACGAGGAGGAGAUCAAGGUCCUCACUGACAAGCUGAAGGAGGCUGAGACUCGUGCUGAGUUCGCUGAGAGAUCAGUAGCCAAACUUGAGAAGACCAUCGACGACUUGGAAGAUGAGUUGUAUGCCCAGAAACUGAAGUACAAGGCAAUCAGCGAGGAGCUGGACAACGCCCUCAACGACAUGACUUCCAUAUAAAUUGUUUACACCUCAUCAAAGACGCCUCCCGCCAGCUGAGCAGCAUCGCUCUGCUCUCUCCCAGCCUUUCUUCCAUUUCCCAACCCUUCUGUCCAUGCUUUCCUUUACUCCCCAUGUUCUCAUCCUGUCAGUGUUGUAAUCCCAUCUCUUGUAUAGAACCUCUGAAUCUUUCUGUGUUGUAUACAAAUAAACCUUCUUCCUUCUA
This is a messenger RNA of Oncorhynchus nerka (sockeye salmon), 1149 nucleotides long. RefSeq names its product tropomyosin alpha-1 chain-like. Gene Ontology annotation, cellular component: actin filament. The record is from RefSeq and is a predicted model, not a curated record. Gene Ontology annotation, biological process: muscle contraction; actin filament organization. The transcript is spliced from 10 exons. Gene Ontology annotation, molecular function: actin filament binding. The coding region runs from base 90 to 944 and encodes 284 amino acids. Lineage: Eukaryota; Metazoa; Chordata; Actinopteri; Salmoniformes; Salmonidae.